Molecule: messenger RNA, 1311 nt
Organism: Hyalella azteca
Lineage: Eukaryota; Metazoa; Arthropoda; Malacostraca; Amphipoda; Hyalellidae
Gene: Ns4
Product: guanine nucleotide-binding protein-like 1
Molecular function (GO): GTP binding; GTPase activity
Source: RefSeq, a predicted model, not a curated record
CACCGCCGUAAGCCUGUAAGCGGCAAGCAGAAGAAGCAGCUGCUCAAGGAGAAGCGCGAGAAGAGAGCCAACACGCAGCAGCGCUGCCAAGACAGCGACGACGAUGAGGUCCCAGGCCCCUCUGGCCCCAGCAGGGACCGUCUGGGGGACUACACCUCCAAAAUAUUCAGCGUCAACCGCCAGCCCCAGCAACGUGGGGCCAGGGCCAACAGAUAUAACCUGCAGUUCAACAAGGACAAGCUCGACGCAGAGUUCGCCAGGAGCAAGCAGGAGGUGUACGCGCCCAUCGCUGUCGCCGACCCCGCCGCCCUCGAGUACUCUUCUGAGGACUUCUUCCCUCCUGGCCUCACCUUCCCUCAGCGGCCUCAAGGCUACCAGAAGAUGACCAAAGAGACGCUGGAGAUGCACGAGGCCCGCAGCGUGCGGUUGUUCGCUGAGGAGACGCAGGAGAAAUUCGGUGACCGCGACCUGAACCUGUACGAGCAGAACACGGAGACCUGGCGCCAGCUGUGGCGGGUCAUGGACAAGUCGGACGUGCUGCUCUUCAUCGUCGACUGCAGGUUUGCUCUUGAUGCCGUCGCUAAGCCCUCAGUGGACCUGCGCAGCUGGCGGGAGAAGCUGGAGGCCGAGGCCCUGGACGCCGGUCCCGACGAAGAGGUUUUCAAGCCCGAGAACAACGACGAUGAUUUCGAUGACGACGAUAAUGACAAUGAUGGUGAUGGUGAAGAUGACGAGGAGGAGGAGGAGGAAGAAGAAGAUGCUGGCCCUCAAGUGGAGGGAGCUGAGGGUGCCCCCAAAACCUUCACCAUCGGGACCAUCGGCUACCCCAACGUGGGCAAGUCCUCUCUCAUCAACGCCAUCCUGGGGCAGCACAAAGUGAGCGUGAGCAACACGCCCGGCCACACAAAACACUUCCAGACUCACUUCCUCACACGAGACCGCUCAGUCCUCCUGUGUGACUGCCCAGGGCUCAUCUUCCCGUCUGUGUGUCCAUACAAGCUCCAGGUGUUAUCUGGGACGUUCCCCAUCUCGCAAGUGCGGUCGCCAAUGUCUGUGGUGGGGUUCCUGGCUGCUCAUAUCAACGUGCCUCGCGCCCUGCGCAUCACCUUCCCCCAGGAAUACCUGGACGACACUGGGGGUCAACCGCAGUGGACGCCUUUUUAUAUAGCUGAAGCGUGGGCGAUACGGCGGCACUUCAAGAUCAAAGGGCGUGGCGGCCGCCCUGACGUCAGCCGCGCGGCCAACGAACUCCUGCGCCUGUCAUGGCGAGUGCAGCUGCCGUGCUGGCGAGUGCAGCUGCCGUGCUGGUGA